Messenger RNA from Sinocyclocheilus grahami, 1954 nucleotides. It is a transcript of the gene alpl, whose product is annotated as alkaline phosphatase, biomineralization associated. The record is from RefSeq and is a predicted model, not a curated record. The transcript is spliced from 12 exons. The coding region runs from base 172 to 1752 and encodes 526 amino acids. Gene Ontology annotation, molecular function: alkaline phosphatase activity. Gene Ontology annotation, cellular component: plasma membrane. Lineage: Eukaryota; Metazoa; Chordata; Actinopteri; Cypriniformes; Cyprinidae. Gene Ontology annotation, biological process: dephosphorylation.
GGCUGGCGCAUUGUAAAGCAUUAUAAAAGCUCGACUAGAGAACAGCACGUGAAUGUGAGUCCUGUGUUGCUGAAAUCGCAGAGGUGCACGGAUACAUAUAACACGAGGAUCUUGGAGUCUUCUGACAUCCUUGGAACUUGAGUUAUUCUGCAAAACGGCGGCUGAUACAAAAUGAAGGUCGCUGCACUCUUUAUCCUCGGUUGCCUGGUUUGGGAAGGAAUGGCAAAGCCUGAAUUUCCAGAACAAGAGAAGGACCCUGGUUUCUGGAAGGAAUGGGCUCAGCGCACACUAAAAAAUGCUUUGACCCUUCAAGACCUCAACAAAAAUGUUGCCAAGAACAUCAUUCUUUUUCUUGGUGAUGGCAUGGGUGUACCCACGGUCACAGCAGCACGCAUUCUAAAGGGUCAACUGAGUGGACAGAAUGGUGAGGAAACACAGCUAGAGAUGGACAAAUUUCCCUACGUUGCCCUCUCUAAGACAUAUAACACCAAUGCUCAGGUCCCAGACAGUGCGGGCACUGCCACAGCAUAUCUGUGCGGGGUGAAGGCCAACGAGGGUACGGUUGGUGUGAGCGCAGCAGCUGUGAAAUCCCAGUGCAACACCACUCGGGGGAACGAGGUCACCUCCAUUCUUAAAUGGGCCAAAGACGCAGGCAAAUCAGUGGGAAUCGUCACAACAACACGAGUGAACCAUGCCACUCCGAGUGCGGCGUAUGCACACUGUGUAGACCGGGACUGGUAUUCAGAUGGAGACAUGCCUGCUGAAGCACUCCAGAGCGGAUGCAAGGACAUCGCCAGACAACUCUUUGAAAAUAUCCCUGACAUUGACGUGAUUAUGGGGGGUGGGAGGAGAAAUAUGUACCCCAGAAACACACCAGAUGUGGAAUACCCAGGAGACAAGAAACACAACGGUACACGCAAAGAUGGCAGGAACCUCGUGGGGGAGUGGACUGACAGAAUGAAGGAUAAGAGAGGUUACUAUGUUUGGAACAGGAAGGAUCUCUUUUCUCUGAAUCCAAGCAAUGUGGAUUAUCUUUUGGGUCUUUUUGAGCCAGCAGACCUGCCCUAUGAGCUCGAGAGAAACAAAGAAACUGACCCUUCCCUCACUGAGAUGGUAGACGUGGCCAUUAAGAUCCUCCGAAAAAAUGAACGCGGAUUCUACUUAUUGGUGGAAGGUGGGCGCAUUGAUCACGGACACCAUGAUGGAAAAGCCAAACAUGCCUUACACGAGGCUGUGGAAAUGGACCGGGCCAUUACCCGAGCCGGUCUUCUCACCAGCAUUUAUGACACACUGACAGUUGUCACGGCUGAUCACUCUCAUGUCUUCAGCUUUGGAGGCUACACACAUCGGGGAAACUCAAUCUUUGGUUUGGCCCCCAUAAUGAGUGAUAUUGACCAGAAGCCCUUCACAUCCAUUCUCUAUGGAAAUGGCCCAGGGUUCAAGUUUGUUAACGGUGCUAGAGAGAAUGUCUCAACUGUGGACUACGAGCAUAACAACUAUCAGGCGCAGGCUGCUGUUCCCUUGAGCAUGGAGACUCAUGGCGGUGAAGAUGUGGCGAUAUUCUCCAAAGGUCCCUUGGCUCAUCUUCUUCAUGGAGUCCAGGAGCAGCAUUACAUUCCCCACGUCAUGGCCUACGCAGCUUGUAUUGGCCAAAACAAAAACCACUGCCAUACAAACUCCGGUUCCCCUUCUCUCAGUCACAUCUCCCCUACGCUGGCCGUUCUUCUCUCAGUUAAAUGGCUUCUGUGCUGACCCCUCUUCUCUGGAUCCUCUCUUAUCUUAUCGUGACUAGAUCAGAAACUAUCCUAACUGGUUCUCUCAAGUGGAAUUUAUGAUUUUUUAUAACAUGUGAUUAGUUUUUAAAGCAUUGUUUAACAUUGGGACCAAUGUGCGGGCAUUAUGGAGAGCUUGAGGCCAAUUUGAGAUUUUGUUGCAAUAACGAAAUUUCAAUAAA